GGGGCUGGUAAUAAAUUCUUGACUCUUGAAAAACUAGUGGCAUGGAUUGCUCGAAGCAUUGUGUGGAUCAAAAUGGCUCGUUGCUGGCUCUUGCGCUCCUCUGCUUCUUAUGAUGAUCUCUGCUCCCAAUUCAUCCUCCCUCUCUCUCUCCCUCUCUCUCUCUCUCUCACACACACACACACAUACACACACAGAUAAAGAAAGCAAACCAUGACCGAGUGACUGUAGAGACGGACCAUUAGAAGAAAAGAGCAAGUAGUUCCCGAAGUUGUAGUUCUAUCUCUACAAAAUGGCGACAACAGUAGGAGGAUCGAUAGCCAUUUCGAGCUUUCCUUCCUCUUCGUACUUCAGCCGUAAAGCUAAUAACUGCUCCUCCACUCUCCUAACGACGGUUGGUAAAUCAGUUGCUUUCCGCCCAACUGUUGCCUUCUCCGCUGUGCAAGAAUCGUCUACACCUACAGUUGCUACUGAAACAAAGGAGACAAAGGAAAAGGAGACAAAGGAAGUGAAGACAGCUGAUGAAGCACUUCCUUCGAAGCCAAAACGCCCGGCAAAAGUUCCUGCUAAGCCGCUACCUGAGCUAAUGGAGGAGGAUGUAAUCCCUUCACUGAGAGCAGUUCUUGAAGCUCAAGAUGAUAUCUCUGGGCUUGAGUUAUCUUUUGGGGACAACAGACUUGAAGGUUUCUUUGAGAAGAAGGGCAUUCCAUUCUCGUUUUGGGCCUUCUUCCCCAAUGGAGAUCUCAUUGGUCCAAAAGGGUUUUCUCUUUCCUCGUACGGAUCAGGAGUGAGCACUGUUGAGCCUUUCCUCAUUCUUGAGAAGAAAAUAACAGCAAAACAUGUUGUCUUCUGGGUUGAGAAGCGUUUGGCAGCUCAAGGAAUAAUUCCAGUGUGGAAAGAAUAAGUUAGUUGUCAGGUUUCCAAUUCAAACUAAUAGUUCAUUUAUCAAUUUUUGGUUUGAUUGAUGAAGAUGUAGCUUUUUCUGUCUAUAUAGGUAUGCAAGUGUUGAUAUCAAAUAUUGCAUUCAGAAGACAUUUGUUUAUACAGUGACAGAAAAGCUACGAUCAUAUAUUCGGAAACAUCUUCGCUAACAGAAUAACUGAUUUUCUAUUA
Rhododendron vialii is the source of this 1110-nucleotide messenger RNA. RefSeq lists its product as uncharacterized. The coding region runs from base 290 to 901 and encodes 203 amino acids. The transcript is spliced from 5 exons. The record is from RefSeq and is a predicted model, not a curated record. NCBI's taxonomy places the organism in Eukaryota, Viridiplantae, Streptophyta, Magnoliopsida, Ericales, Ericaceae.